CUGCACUCACAAACAAUCUCGAUACCCUAGACUUUACAAAAUCACCUCAACUCACUGAGCAUCCAUCACGCAAGCAAUGUCUUCGUCCAUGCCCUCCCAGCCCCCCAAGGCGGAAGCCUACACCACGGCUUCGAACCCAACAACCCGCAACCCCGCCGAGAACGCCGCGGCCUCUUCUCACGUCCAGCAAGACGAGACCACGGCGCGUGACGUUGCGCAAGGCCGCACACCCUUCCCGCGCUCGCAGGCCCGGUCCGCCGACGACGCGGUGCCGAGCUCGCUGGGCGCCGGCGUGCGCUCCUCGGGCCCCGCGGACGCAACGGAGCGCGAGAACACGGCGUACGUCUCCAAAGACGCGCCUCACGACGGGCCGGAGAACCCCAACGUCGAAGCGGAGCAGAUGGAGACGCUCGCCGAAGGCAAGGUCGCGGACGCGGUCGAGAGGAAGAACGGGACGCAGACGGCGCCGGGACAGGAGAUUCACGACGACGAUUUUGCGAGCGGGCUUGAGACAAAGAAAAAGGAGCAGCAGGAGGCGAGGGAUGCAAUCAAGGAGGCACGCAGCGCGGGUGUGGAUGUGGAUGGCGGGUUCGGGCAGAGAUCGUGGAGAGAGGUUAACCGGGAUGUUUGAGAGUGACGAUGUCGACCCAGAUUUUUUUCAUCUAUGCGAUCGAUAGACGGAUUGUUUUUUUAGCGAGAUAACCUUGGUGAGAAUGUACUGAGUUUUUC
Molecule: messenger RNA, 729 nt
Organism: Colletotrichum destructivum
Lineage: Eukaryota; Fungi; Ascomycota; Sordariomycetes; Glomerellales; Glomerellaceae
Exons: 2
Coding region: 77-631 (184 amino acids)
Source: RefSeq, a predicted model, not a curated record